AAUGAAUUGAUAUGUUUUGGUUUAAAUUAGUCCAAAUCAGACUGAAGUAAAGGCAACUCUGUGUUCUGCUGUUUAGGGUGGCUAAUGUACAAAACCUAGUUGAAAAGGAGAUAAACCAAAGACAGACAGAGAUGUACAAGAAGAAAAUAGACGAACUGUUCAAAGAGAAAGACAUGCUGAAUAAGAAAUUGAUCAAGGCAGCAAAUGCCACAGAGAAGCAGCUAAACUUGGUGAUGCAGCAUAAGCAGUUGAAGAAGAAGCUGGAACUGGAUAUUCUGAAUCACCAACAUGAGGCACAGAAACAGCGCAACAUCAUUUUUCAUCUAAGUAUGGAGCGUGAUCACUACAUGAACAAAGCUAGCGAGCUCACACAGAAGGGCUUAUCACAUAUGGAGGAUCUCAAAGUGGGACAGAUAAAGAUCUUUGAAUAUAAGAAGAAGAUCGCUGAGGCAGAGACGAAGCUCAAUCGGCUGCAGAAUCAGUACGAGGCCAUCAGGGCCGAACGUGACAAAUUCAGCAAGAAUCUGCUUGAUGCUCAGCAUGACAUCACGGCUAUGAAGCGCAAGAUUAAAUCCAUGACCCAAGAGACUGUUCAGCUCACAGAGGAGUUCAAGAGCAAAGAGGCAGCACUGGUCAAAGAACAUCUCGAUUUUCUGCGAAUAGAGAAAGUAAAAGAGGCUCUUAAGGCUGAGCUUCAGAAGUUUAAGAAGCAGGCUCAAGAGACCAAGCAGGUUAUAAACAAACAGAGGACGGAAGAGCAAAAGCUGCUGAAAAUCAUAGCAGAUGCUGAUGCUGAGAAAGUGCAGCAGAAGAAAGAACUGGAUCAGGUAAUCACUGAGCGGGACAUUCUCAGGACUCAGCUGGUGUUGACAAAGCAUGACCUGUCAUUUUUUUAUGAGGAGGUCAAGAGACUGAAGUCCAUUGCGAACAACCGCGAUAUCCAGUACAACCAAAUAGUGGAGGAUAUCCGUCUGCUCACGCAUGAUAUCAAGAAGCUGCGAGGGGAGAAGACAGUCCUCAACCAAAUUGUAUUCAAUGUGGACGACCUCAGGAAUGAGGUGCGCCACAUUCAAAAGGAGCUGCUUAAGGAACGAGCAAGAUGUAAAAGCUUGCAAGAAGAGCUCGAAAAUUCCAUGCAUCAUUAUUUCUGGAGAGGACUGGAGGGGAGUGACCGAUGGAAAAUUGAGCUGAUCCAGAAGACUCAAUAUCUUACGCAGGGCCUGAUAGACAAAACCAAAAUGGUAGCGGAGAAAGAGUUUCUGCUCAAGGAGAAGGAGAAGGAGUAUAAUGAACUGAAGCAAAAAUUAGCUUGUAUGCCCGGUCAAAAGGCAGCUGAACAACUCAGGAAAAUUCAGCAUACACUGGAUCAAAAGAACAAACUGCUCAUGGAGAAGGAGAAGGAGUGUAUUGAACUGAAUCAAAAAUUAGCUUGUAAGUCCGGUCAAAAGGCAGCUGACAAACUCUGGAUAAUUCAGCAAACACUGAAGGACAUGAACAAACAGUUCAAGGUGUUUUCAGUUGAAGUCAACAUGUACAAGUCUCAGGCAAUGGAGUACAAGAAACAGAUUGAGCAACUGAACGAAGAGUUAAAGGACGUGAAGAAGAAGUACUUCGUGCUGAAACGCAAGGAUCAAAAGGAACAGGAAAGGAGUCUGGCGCAGGGUUGGCAACCGGCGACCGUACGUCGACGUGCUGAUGGACCCGGUUUGUAGGGGGAGGCUUCAACAUGAAGCCGGGCAAGAAACCUCCUACCUGAACUCCCUAAUAUAUAUAUAUAUAUAUAUAAUAUGUGUGUGUGUGUGUGUGUAUAAAUAUAAUCUCUCUCUCUCUCUCUCUCUCAUGCGUUAAUGGCUUUGGUUUAUUUCUUUGGUUUCAUUAGCAGGGUUGUUCUUAGUCACUGCUUUUUCAUUUUUUCAUUCACCCUUUUCACUUUUUUCCAAAAUGUGUAUUUUGCCUGCCUUCAUGCUUCAUUCCAUGUUUCAUAAAUAUCUUUAUCAAACAUAAUUAUAUAUUUCACUCAUUCGCCAGCUUUUGUGUUCUAUACACUGCAUAUAAAUGUAUGUUCAUUUGGCGCUAAGGAAUUUGUUUUAC
Tachysurus vachellii is the source of this 2091-nucleotide messenger RNA. Its product is annotated as cilia- and flagella-associated protein 58-like. Lineage: Eukaryota; Metazoa; Chordata; Actinopteri; Siluriformes; Bagridae. Gene Ontology annotation, cellular component: cytoskeleton. The transcript has 13 exons. The record is from RefSeq and is a predicted model, not a curated record. Bases 132 to 1712 code for a protein of 526 amino acids.